AGCGAGUCACAUCGUGCCUGUCUCUCGAGAAAGUACCACCUGGGUCCAUGCUCGUUGCCUUUUGUGAAUAACAAAGCAGACCCACACCGGAAACGGUCAGAAAGGCCAUCGACGGCCACUGCUACACCCUCCAUCCAUCGACCUGAUGCAUGCUAGCCAAAGUGUGACAAGCGUCGACACAAAAACUUGCAACACCCUGCAUGCCCGACCAUGAUCCACCUCACCAUCGUGACUUUUCAACACGAUGCACCGUCUCACAUGACGAAGGGCAAGCGCCAUGCUCGCUGCAUGGAUGAAGUUCCGCUUUCCUGCAAGAUUCAAGCUAUACAGGGCUGCUCAAGUGGAGGAAGAGGCCGCGAGACACUGAUUCGAUCCGUAUUAGAAGACGACAAGGCGCCUAAAAGCGUCGCCGCUGGCGCUCUCUCAUAUGUCUCCUCUUCCCUUUCAUAUGUUGCCUCUACAACCCCGGGAAUCGCAACUAUAAGUGUCAUGGCAACACUUGCGGCAUCUGGAUUAUACUGGCGCUAUUUUCGACGAAUACGCAAUGCCGAAUAUCUCACCCCGGGCGUUCUACGAUGGAGACGAGUGCUGGUGGGCAGAUGCACAAGUGUUGGUGACGGUGACGGAUUCAGGCUGUAUCACCAGCCGGGCCUGCCUUUCAUUCGAGACUACUUGUAUCCGAUUCCCACAACCCCGACCGCGCUACGGAAUUCCACCCUCUCCGUCCGACUAGCAGGCGCCGACGCGCCAGAAGCGGCGCAUUUCGGUAACCCAGCGCAACCCUAUGCGAAGGAAGCGCUCGAGUAUCUCAAGACUCUCGUGCUGAAGCGCACUGUCUGGCUCGAGGUCGCCCAUGUCGACCAGUACAAGCGGCUGGUAGCGACACCCUACGUCUGGAACGCGCCUUACAUUUUCGGUCGGACCAACGUCAGCCUCAGAAUGAUAAAGGAGGGACUCGCCGUAGUGUACAGGAGCGGUGGGGCGAGCUAUGGUUCGGCGACAUGGUGGCAUCGUCUCUUUUUCAAAGUGUCCACCGGCGAGGCCAGGCUCGAGCGGGCCGAGGAGAAAGCACGAAGGCUAAAGAAAGGCAUCUGGAGCCAAAAGCAAUUUGAGAGUCCGAACGACUACAAGAAGAGGGUUAGAGGAGCCGAUCACGGCAAGCUGACUUAAAAGAGGCUGAUGGUAUAGUGAAUGGUGUAGCACGUACGCAAGAGAUAAGAAUCUUUCCAUUACGCGCAUAUUCCCGCGCGUGUCUUCUACCCUACGUGAUAGCUCUCUGGGCUGAGAAUGCUCUG
Messenger RNA from Tilletiaria anomala UBC 951, 1295 nucleotides. Its product is annotated as SNase-domain-containing protein. The record is from RefSeq and is a predicted model, not a curated record. The transcript has 2 exons. Gene Ontology annotation, cellular component: cytoplasm; mitochondrion. Bases 211 to 1170 code for a protein of 319 amino acids. NCBI's taxonomy places the organism in Eukaryota, Fungi, Basidiomycota, Exobasidiomycetes, Georgefischeriales, Tilletiariaceae.